Messenger RNA from Cajanus cajan (pigeon pea), 1641 nucleotides. RefSeq names its product UDP-glycosyltransferase 71K1. NCBI's taxonomy places the organism in Eukaryota, Viridiplantae, Streptophyta, Magnoliopsida, Fabales, Fabaceae. Gene Ontology annotation, molecular function: UDP-glucosyltransferase activity. The record is from RefSeq and is a predicted model, not a curated record.
UUAUGCAGUGUGGCAUGAUAAUAGUUAAGCCAAAAUUGAAAAGCAAUCCAAACUCCAACUAGAAGAACUACUCUCCAAUCACUCAAAGAAAAUGGGUGGCACUGAGAUGAAGAAAAACGCAGAUCUUAUCUUCAUUCCCUCACCAGGGAUUGGCCACUUAACUUCAUCCCUGGAAUUUGCACAGCUUCUAAUCAACCGUGACAGCCAUCUUUCCAUCACAAUCCUCUGCAUCAAGUUCCAUUUUACUCCCUUUGCAGAAUCUUACAUCAGAUCAGUUUUAGCCUCACAACCCAAAAUUAAACUCAUUGAUCUCCCUGAAGUGGAACCACCUUCUCAGGAGCUAGCGCUCAAGUCUAUUGAACACUACAUAUGUACCUUCAUGGAGAGCCUCAAGCCCCAUGUCAUGGCCACCAUGCAAAACAUUUUAUCAUCUUAUCCACACCCAGUUGUUGGGUUGGUCCUAGAUUUCUUUUGUUUGUCCAUGGUUGAUGUGGGAAACGAACUGGGUAUCCCCUCUUACAUGUUCAUGACUUCAAAUGUUGCAUUUACAGCUUUCAUGCUUUCCCUUCUCAAACGUCAAAUAGAGGACGUGUUCAGUGAUUCUGAUCCUGAGUUGUUGAUUCCGGGUUUCCCAGAUCCAGUUCCUCCAAGUGUUUUGCCUGGUCCUGCUUUUAAUAAAGAUGGUGGAUAUGUUGCCUUUUACAAGCUUGCUCAGAGGUUCAUGGACACCAAAGGUAUUAUUGUUAAUUCUUUUUAUGAGAUGGAGAAGUAUGCUAUCGGUGCAUUAUCUGAUGGCCAAACGCCUCCUAUCUAUGCUGUUGGGCCUUUGAUUGAUCUUAAGGGUCGGCCAAACCCAAAUUUGGAUCAGGCCCAGCAUGACAAAGUAUUGAAGUGGCUAGAUGAGCAGCCACCUUCAUCUGUGGUCUUUCUUUGUUUUGGGAGCAUGGGAAGCUUUGAUCCAUCUCAAACAAGAGAAAUAGCAAUAGCACUUAAGCGCAGUGGAGUUAGGUUCCUGUGGGCAAUGGGUUCUCCGCCAACCAGAGACAAUGCAGACAGAACCUUAACAGAAGGGUUCUUAGAAUGGAUGGAGGGUAGGGGAAUGAUAUGUGGAUGGGCACCCCAAGUGGAGGUUUUGGCUCACAAAGCCAUUGGGGGGUUUGUGUCUCAUUGUGGGUGGAACUCUAUUUUGGAAAGCUUAUGGUUUGGGGUGCCAAUAUUGACAUGGCCUAUCUAUGCAGAACAACAGCUGAAUGCUUUUAGGAUGGUGAGAGAAUUUGGAUUAGCAGUGGAGCUGAGACUAGACUAUAGAAAGGGUAGUGAUCUUGUAAUGGCAGAGGACAUAGAGAAAGGACUGAAACAAUUGAUGGACAAGGAUAAUAUGGUACACAAGAAGGUGAAAGAGAUGCAAGAGAAGGCCAGGAAAGCUGUCCUUACUGGUGGGUCUUCUUUCAUUUCUGUUGGAGAAUUAAUUGAUAAUGUAAUAGGUAGAAACUAAUGCCAUAGUUGUAUUACAUAGAUGGAGUUGCUCCUUUCUCCAAAUGUAAGAUGUUAUUUCCAGAAACAUGUGUGUCAUUCCACUGAGAAGAAAUGUAGACCGAAUUGAAGAUGAAAAUUGAAAUUGUUCAGUUCGUGUAUGACAAA